GCAUACCACCGAUCACUCAUCGAGGGAGCCCUGGAGAAGAGAGCGCGAUGGGAGCGCCGAAGCAGAAGUGGACGUCGGAGGAGGAGGAGGCGCUGCGCGCCGGUGUGGACAAGCACGGCGCCGGAAAAUGGCGCACCAUUCAGAAGGACCCUGAGUUCAGCCACUUGCUCGCAACUCGCUCCAAUAUCGAUCUCAAGGACAAAUGGAGGAAUUUGAGUGUUAGUGCAAGCGGCCAAGGCUCUAGAGAGAAAUCAAGGACACCAAAGCAUAAGAGUAUUCUGGCCAUUCCACUAUCUUGCUCUCAGGGUCAUGUUGUCUCUGCCACAACCAAAGAAGAAGGAAUGCCGGCAGCCAUGGACCCAAUGAAGAUCUCCCAAGAUGGGAAAACCAGUCUACGGUAUACUCAGCUAAUAACCGAAGCUCUUAAAGCUAUGUCAGAGCCAGAUGGAAUGGAAAUUGGUGCCAUUUGUAAAUACAUCGAGCAAAGGCAUGAAGUCCCAUCAAAUUUCAGGAGGUUACUGAGUUCAAAGUUAAGACGAUUCAUUAAACAAGAUAAGAUAAUUAAGGGCCGAAAAGGAUACUUGCUGAAAGAAUCAUCCUUAGCAACAAAAACCCCUAGCCCCAAGCAAAAAGAUCCGGCUCAUCACCGACCAAAAAUACAAAACAAUUCUGGGUUGUGCAGCUCCAUGAACUCAAUCGAGGAUGCUUCCAUAACAGCAGCGUACAGAAUUGCAGACGCAGAGGCUAAAGCAUACCUCGCAUCUGAAGCAAUGAAAGAAGCAGAGAACAUUGCGAAAAUGGCCGAGGACACAGACUCAUUGCUAUUGUUGGCAAAAGAGAUAUACGAGAAAUGCAGGCAAGGUGAAGUCAUUAGCUUGGCGUAAUGUGGACCUUAUUGUGCAUCUUUGGUCAGGACCUUCAAGCAGUGCUCCCGGUUUGGCUGUGUGAACUCUUCAAGUAAUAAAUUUCUUGCAUCAAUUACCAUCUGAGAAUUAUGUGGUUUUCAGGUUGUUUUUAUUGUAACUUUGGUUGCUAGGGAAACACAUGUAUUUUCAGACCUAAAUGUAUAAUAUAGCUCCCUCUGUAUAAAAGAAAUUCUCUUCCAUUAGUCAGACAUCUAUGCUAUUUUCACUAAAUAAUCACA
Molecule: messenger RNA, 1144 nt
Organism: Dioscorea cayenensis subsp. rotundata (Guinea yam)
Lineage: Eukaryota; Viridiplantae; Streptophyta; Magnoliopsida; Dioscoreales; Dioscoreaceae
Product: single myb histone 4
Exons: 6
Coding region: 48-884 (278 amino acids)
Biological process (GO): nucleosome assembly
Cellular component (GO): nucleosome
Molecular function (GO): double-stranded telomeric DNA binding
Source: RefSeq, a predicted model, not a curated record